AUGAUUUAAUGUUUUUCUAUAGAAUUUAUAGCAUAAUUUGUAUAAAUUUGUCUCUUAAGUACGCUAUAUGCCUUAAGAUUAUCAAAUUCAGCUCAGAUAUGUUCAAACAUUUAGUAGAUCUUUGAGGGGUAUUUUUAUUUUAAUUUGAUUGGACUUGUUUUUCUUUUAUUUUAUUGGAAAGUAUAAAUUUAUAAUAUAUUUAAUAGGAGCCAAAAGUAAAAUAACAAAAUCAAGAGAUUUAAUUCUAGUUAAUUGAUGUUAAAAAUAAUUAAUAGGAAAAAUCAUGA
Messenger RNA from Paramecium pentaurelia, 287 nucleotides. The record is from the annotation of a GenBank genome assembly. Lineage: Eukaryota; Ciliophora; Oligohymenophorea; Peniculida; Parameciidae.